Molecule: messenger RNA, 788 nt
Organism: Labrus mixtus (cuckoo wrasse)
Lineage: Eukaryota; Metazoa; Chordata; Actinopteri; Labriformes; Labridae
Gene: snu13b
Product: SNU13 homolog, small nuclear ribonucleoprotein b (U4/U6.U5)
Exons: 3
Coding region: 208-594 (128 amino acids)
Biological process (GO): mRNA splicing, via spliceosome; maturation of SSU-rRNA; ribosome biogenesis
Cellular component (GO): precatalytic spliceosome; box C/D methylation guide snoRNP complex; U4/U6 x U5 tri-snRNP complex
Molecular function (GO): RNA binding
Source: RefSeq, a predicted model, not a curated record
UGCGCAUGUGCGGUACUUAACACGUGUGGUGAACGUUUGGACUGGUUGCAUGUAACUGUGCUUAAGGAGUUUGUAGCAUAACAAAAACAUAGCUUACACAAAACCUAAAUAUUUUGUAUUGUUUCCCUUCCAUAUCCAAGGAAAAGCAAAUAGUCCUCCGUGAAGCAUUUCGCCGAGAGGGCCGGAAUACGAGAAAAACACUUCAUAAUGACUGAACCUCAAGUGAACCCAAAGGCCUACCCGCUGGCCGACGCCACGCUGACCAAGACCAUCCUGGACCUGGUGCAGCAAGCCUCCAACUACAAACAGUUGAGGAAGGGGGCUAAUGAAGCCACUAAGACUCUGAACAGAGGAAUCUCUGAGUUCAUAGUGAUGGCUGCUGAUGCUGAACCACUGGAGAUCAUCCUCCACCUGCCUCUGCUCUGUGAGGACAAGAAUGUUCCGUAUGUGUUCGUUCGCUCUAAGCAGGCUCUGGGACGAGCCUGUGGGGUGUCGCGCCCCGUCAUUGCUACCUCAGUCACCAUAAAGGAGGGGUCUCAGCUCAAACCACAGAUUCAGUCUGUCCAGACGGCCAUCGAGAGACUGCUUGUGUAACUUUUUGUUGCACUGUGAUAUAUUCUCAUAAAAAAGGAGACUACUUCCAAAUGGAAAAAUAUUCUUUACUCUUAUGUUAUGUACGACAAGACAGUGAACCUUUUUGUUUUUUACUUUGUCGGACGUUUGGUCCACUUCAGUGUAUCAGUUUGCCAUGGCAUGUUCUGAUUCAUAAUAAAAUCAUUUUUAUUUAA